Messenger RNA from Plodia interpunctella (Indianmeal moth), 1756 nucleotides. RefSeq lists its product as uncharacterized. The transcript is spliced from 4 exons. The record is from RefSeq and is a predicted model, not a curated record. Lineage: Eukaryota; Metazoa; Arthropoda; Insecta; Lepidoptera; Pyralidae. Bases 191 to 1054 code for a protein of 287 amino acids.
CUUCUCACUGCGCGUGUCUGUUUGCCGUUAUGCGCGCUGUCGUGUCUGCUCCGCGUUCUCGGCCGAGUCUGACGUGAACGAAUCUCGACACAUUCUAAAAUUAGCUCACCCAUAUUCAAUAACAAGUUUAAGAAUACUAAGUACCUGUUUUGUAAAAAGUGAGUGAUAUCUUGGCGAUACGUAAUCGAAGAUGACGGAGUGUGAGGUUAAGUUAGAGCCGACGGAAGCGGUAGCGGGAAAGAAGGUAAAGGUGCAGACACGCUCACAACCGGUAGCGGGUGUUGGGAACGAGGACGUCGGGCGACUCGUUGAUACUAGUCAGGCGGACGAUCGCAAAAUAAUUCGGCUAGUGCGGGAUCGACGGUUACUGUAUGCGCGAAAUAACAUGCCGGUGGCUAGCUAUCACUCUCAAGUUAAGCGCCUCUGGCAAGAAGUCGCUAAACAAAUGGGGUGGACUGUUGCAGACGUCCGUCGCAAGUGGUCACACAUUCGCAACUCAUACUCGCGCCAUCUUCGCAAUGAGAUGCACGGCGCCAUCACCGCUAAGGGAAGAACUGUUUCACGAUGGUAUUUGGCCGAUGAACUUGGUUUCCUUCGAGAACACAUGGCCACAGAUACUCGUUUGGGUACGUCAUACGCGCGCGCGCCCACCCUCGUCAAGCUGGACAUGUCAGAAUCCCGACUGCCUCAAAAUUGUGAGCCGGAUGUGAAGAGUUUCCUCCAGAGCCCCUGGUUCGCCCUGAACCAGCCUCGCUCUGCGGAAGCGACACACGACGACAGCAGCAGUUCCGCCUUCGACCCCGAGGAAACCUCAUCCUAUUUCCAAUUCUUCCGAGGGCUACACCCGGAUUAUCAGGAAUUGUCCGCGCGCAAACAAAGACAAUUCAAACGACAAUGCUUAUUAUUCCUACAUCAGUUGUUAGACGAGGAAGACGUAAAGACGGAGGGCUACGGAGAAGACGCUAUGAACCUGUCGAAUUGGCACGCGAGCGACGACGACAACAAGCUGCUUGUAGUGAGCGCAGUGAGCGGCGCGAGCGUCGUGCACGACUAGCGCGUGCACCCAACCAGGCUCUGGUUGGCGAUGGGUGCUGCAAGAAAAUAAACGUUUUGUGAGAUUUCAAGUGAUAAUGACUACUUUUGACUACACACAGAAUUCAUUCUGUUAUCGAAGGUGUAAACUAAUGCGUGAAAUCAGUGGAACUUUCGAUUUUUAAUUGUAGUACCUAAUUACCUCAUGUGUGUGGUAAUGUUCCAAGUAGACUGUAUAAACUGGUAUAAACUACUAUUAAAUGCCUAAAAAGGGAUACAUACUUACAUCAUACCUAUCUAAUUUACUUAAUUUACCUGCACGCUGAAAGAAAGAAGAAAUAUAUGACAAAAAUAUUUGUAGGUACAAACAUAUAAAUUUAUCUUACAAUGAAUUACACCUACUAAUGGUAGAUUACCUACCUAAUGAGUUUUUUUUACAAUAAUGUCAUUUUUGACUCAAGCUUUUAUUGUUUUCAGAGAAAUCUUAUUACAUUCAAUGUACUUACUUACUUAUGUAAUAAAAUCAUGUUCGUGCAGUAAUUUGUUGAAGAGUUCCCAAGUCUGGAGCCGUUCCUGGGUGCACCAUCAGGUCAUCCAAACUGAACGUGUGUAUAAAAUUUCAGCUCAAUUAGUUGGUGAUAAUCUGCUGUUCCACCUGAGGCAGGGAGAUAGUGACAUACAUCCAAACUUACAUUGCAAGUUAAAUAAAAGCUGUAAAAAUGUC